Messenger RNA from Malassezia japonica, 1212 nucleotides. It is a transcript of the gene CEG1, whose product is annotated as mRNA guanylyltransferase. Bases 1 to 1212 code for a protein of 403 amino acids. The transcript has 2 exons. Lineage: Eukaryota; Fungi; Basidiomycota; Malasseziomycetes; Malasseziales; Malasseziaceae. Gene Ontology annotation, biological process: 7-methylguanosine mRNA capping. Gene Ontology annotation, molecular function: ATP binding; mRNA guanylyltransferase activity. The record is from RefSeq and is a predicted model, not a curated record.
AUGUCCACAACGGUCCCCGAGAUUCCGGGUGUCCAGAUUCCCGAGGGCCAGCAACUCUACUUUCUUCGCGAACAUGUUCGCGACAUCCUACAGCUCAAUUCCACAAACUUCUGGGUUUGUGAAAAAUCGGAUGGCCAACGCGUCCUUAUCUUGAUCGUCGUUCCUCCUGCCACCUGCAAGCAAGAAGUGUUCCUGAUUGACCGGAAAAAUAACUACUACCAGGUGGACAACCUGAUCUUCCCCCACCACGACACUAAUUCUCCUUCGAUGAUGGCGACGGGCGGUAUGCGCACCAACACUCUUUUGGAUGGCGAACUUGUUAUUGAUACCAUUUACCCCGGAAAGACCAAGCUUCGGCUACUUCUUUUCGAUUGCCUUGCCAUCGACGGUCAAAGCCUGGCGCACAAGCCGCUUGGUCGGAGAUAUGCGAGCAUUCGCAGCCAUGUCCUGCCGCCUUACCAAAGCUUUAUGAAGCAAAACAAACUAGCGAGCAUUAGGGCGCCCUUUGAGGUGCAGCUGAAGCCCAUGGAUCUUGCGUAUGGUCUCGAGACUGUGCUUCACGACAAGAUGAAGCACUUGCAACACCAGACCGAUGGCUUGAUCUUUACCAGUUUCACUGGUGGUUAUACCUGUGGCACGGACCAAAAAAUUCUCAAGUGGAAGCCGAAGCACGAAAACUCGAUCGAUUUCAAGAUCCGCUUGCGGUUCCCCCCCGAUCUCAAGGCGGACCCCUCUGGCAGUACGCCAGACUUUACCGCGAAGCCUUUCUUUCAACUCCUCCAGCACGUAAAGGGUGAUGAUCACGAACCGUUCGACUAUCUGGACAUGUCGGACGUAGAAUGGUACAAGUGGAAGAGCUCGGGCCAACAGCUCGACGACCGAAUUGUCGAAUGCGCUUGGCACCCUCCUGCUGGCCAGAAUGAAAAGGAAAGCACUUGGCACAUUAUGCGUAUUCGCGACGACAAGGCGAACGCUAAUCAUAAAAGUACUGUCGGUCGCAUUAUUCAGAGCAUCCGCGAUGGCGUGGAUGAGGAAGAGCUAAUCAAACUUGCCCCGGCCAUCCGCGCCGCCUGGAAAGCACCCGAGCGCGGCCGGAUUCGGAACAAGAUGGCUUCGGUCAAGUCAGUGCCUUUCAACAAGACAUGCAAAGGUGGUGGCGGCCCCGGUGCCCCAAUGACCCGCGGCGGUAUGCCUGGCCUGGUCCGCCGGUGA